This is a messenger RNA of Bipolaris maydis ATCC 48331, 3361 nucleotides long. NCBI's taxonomy places the organism in Eukaryota, Fungi, Ascomycota, Dothideomycetes, Pleosporales, Pleosporaceae. The record is from RefSeq and is a predicted model, not a curated record.
AUGGCGCUCUACGGAAGCUCACGCAAUGUCGACAUGGGCAAGUACGUACUACAAGAAUCUGAGUUGGCCGUCAGCGUUCGCAAAGCGACAAGUAUCGAUGAGGUCUCACCCAAACGGAAGCACGUGCGAGCAUGCAUUGUCUACACCUGGGACCACAAGAGCUCGGCUUCUUUCUGGCAAGGCAUGAAAGUGCAGCCAAUUCUCGCCGACGAGGUACAGACGUUCAAGGCGCUCAUCACCAUCCACAAAGUCCUUCAGGAGGGUCAUCCCAUCGUGCUCAAGGAAGCGCAGUCGCAUACUGGCUGGCUCGAGAGUUUGUCGCGAGGCUCUACUGUUGGUGAGGGCAUGCGAGGAUAUGCGCCGCUCAUCUCAGAAUACAUUUACUAUCUCCUGGCCAAGCUUGCGUUCCACAGGCAACAUCCAGAAUUCAAUGGAACUUUUGAGUACGAGGAGUACAUCAGUUUGAAAUCCAUCAACGACCCUAACGAAGGCUAUGAGACCAUCUCCGACCUUAUGACCCUUCAGGAUCAAAUUGACGCCUUCCAAAAACUCAUCUUUUCCCACUUCCGAAGUGGGACGAACAAUGAGUGUAGGAUCGCUGCGCUGGUGCCAUUAGUCCAGGAGAGCUAUGGUAUUUAUAAGUUCAUUACCAGCAUGCUCCGUGCAAUGCAUACCACUCUCGGUGAUGAUGAGGCGCUCUCUCCCUUACGUGGCCGAUACGAUGCGCAGCAUUACCGUCUCGUCAAGUUCUACUACGAAUGCUCCAACCUCCGAUACUUGACGAGUCUCAUCACAGUACCGAAACUGCCCCAAGAGCCGCCGAACCUUCUAUCCGAAGACGAAAACGCACCUGCUUUGCCUGCGAGACCUAAAAAUGAAAAGCCUGCCGAGUCUGAACCUCGUGUGCCUUCGGUCGACCCUGAGCCUAUCAACGAGUUCUGGAAGGACAACCAGAGGAGGCAGCAAGAGGAAUAUGAGGCAGAACAGCAGAGGCUACAGAAACAAUGGGAAGAGGCACAACAACAACAGCAACAGAUGCAGCUGCAAGCCCAGCGCGAAUUUGAGGAGCAGCAAAGGCUUCAGGCUGAACAAGCUCGUUUGGCGCAAGAACAGCUUAUGCGCGAGCAGUAUCAGCAACAGACACAGGGUCGCCUUGCUGAGCUGGAGCGUGAGAAUCUGAAUGCGCGCGCCCAGUACGAACGCGAUCAGCUCAUGUUGCAACAAUACGAUCAACGAAUGAAGGCUCUUGAAGGGGAAAUCAGCCAGAUGAAUCAGAAUUUCCAGCAACAAAUGGGUUCGCGAGACGACCAGAUACGAGCGCUCCAGGAACAGCUCAACACCUGGCGGUCGAAAUACGAGUCACUAGCCAAGCUCUAUUCGCAGCUGCGAACUGAGCACCUCCAAUUGCUACAGAAGUUCAAGUCAGUCCAACUCAAGGCCAACUCAGCCCAGGAAGCCAUCGACGCAAGGGACAAACUGCAACGAGAGCUUAAGACCAAGAAUUUGGAGCUUGCCGACAUGAUUCGUGAGCGUGACCGUGCGCUCAUGGAUAAGGAUCGCCACACGGGAGGCCAUCGCGAGGAGAUUGAGAAACUCAAGCGCGAGCUCCGCUCUGCUUUGGACCGCGCGGACAACGCUGAGCGUGGCAAGGGUUCAGAACUGUCUGCAAUGCUUUCAAGACAUAACCGCGAGAUCGCAGACUUGGAAGAAGCUCUACGGAACAAGACUCGCGCAUUGGAUGAAGUCCAGAUGAAGUACCGCGAGGGUGACUCUGAUCUGGAACGUCAAUUGCGCGAGAAGGAGGAAGAGCUUGAGAUCUUCCGCGCCGGCAUGGACCAAACCCUACUGGAGUUGAACGAGCUGAAGCUUAACUCUAGCACGAAUGACAACGUCCUGGACGGUCAUCUGGAUACUCUUAUCCAAGACAGCCUCCAAAAGAUCAACGACAUUAUCGACUCUGUCCUACAAAGUGGUGUACAGCGGGUUGAUGAUGCUCUGUACGAGUUGGACUCUCCCAUGCAGGCUGGUAAUCAGAAUGCCACUGGUUCCUACGUUCUCUCACAAAUCGAGAAAGCAUCAACAUGCACAAUGGAGUUUUCGACAGCAUUCAACAACUUCAUCGCUGAUGGACCGAACGCCAAGCACGCCGAGGUUAUCAACGCUGUCAACAACUAUGGUGGUUCUAUUGUCGAUGUACUGGUGAACACCAAGGGAUUGACCCGCUUUGCUUCCGACGAAAACAAGGCUGAUCAACUUAUCAACGCAGCACGAGCCUCUGCAACUUCGACUAUUAGGUUCUUCCGUAAUGUUCAAUCAGUACGCCUAUAUGAUUUGGACGCCGAACAGAAGAUCAAUGUCGUCAUCAACAAUAGCACGGAGGUGGUGCGCAACUUACAGAGUCUGUCUAAGCUUGCAGAUGCUUUUGCGCCUAAGAGCAAGAUCACCAACGCUUCAGGCGAUCUUGGCGACUUGGUCGAUAGCGAGCUGACCAAGGCUGCUAACGCCAUCGAUGCAGCCACUGAGCGUCUGGCUAAGUUGAUGAAGAAGCCCAGAGACUCAUAUUCGACAUAUGAGCUCAAGAUCCAUGAUUCUAUUCUCGAAGCCGCCAUUGCGGUCACAAAUGCCAUUGCGCAGCUCAUCAAAGCCGCAACUGCAUCUCAGCAAGAAAUUGUGCGCGAAGGCCGUGGCAGCAUGUCCAAGACACAAUUCUACAAGAAGCACAACCGCUGGACCGAAGGUCUCAUCAGCGCCGCCAAAGCCGUUGCCAACUCAACGAACAUGCUUAUCGAAACCGCCGACGGCGUCAUCUCCGGCCGCAACUCUCCCGAGCAACUUAUCGUCGCUUCCAACGACGUCGCUGCUUCCACUGCCCAGUUGGUGGCUGCCAGUCGUGUCAAGGCUAGCUUCAUGAGCAAGACGCAAGACAAGCUCGAGAGCGCGUCCAAGACUGUCACCGCCGCUUGCAGGUCGCUUGUUAGGCAGGUGCAGGAGAUUAUUGCCCAGAAGAACAGGGAUGAAGGCGAGGUUGUGGAUUACAGCAAGUUGGGUGAUCACGAAUUCAAAGUCAGGCAGAUGGAGCAGCAGGUUGAGAUUCUUCAGCUUGAAAAUGCGCUUGCGCAGGCUAGGACGAGGCUGGGCGAGAUGCGUAAGCUUUCUUACUUGGAGGAGUAAGGCUGGGUUUCUGUGGCCUAGCAUUCGCAUAAAUGGGAGGGGGUUAUUGUUCGUUUACAUAUUUAGUUUAGUGGAUGAUGUUCGAGGCCAGCUGCUGAAUUGUGUUCUUCGAAAUCAUCUGUAAUUCCAAAAGGAUGGUUCAGUUGGGUCAUAAUUGGGAAAGAAAUACUACGUUUCAUUUUGUCCUUUU